Molecule: messenger RNA, 1170 nt
Organism: Cucumis melo (muskmelon)
Lineage: Eukaryota; Viridiplantae; Streptophyta; Magnoliopsida; Cucurbitales; Cucurbitaceae
Product: NADPH-dependent aldo-keto reductase, chloroplastic-like
Exons: 6
Coding region: 117-1085 (322 amino acids)
Cellular component (GO): cytosol
Molecular function (GO): aldose reductase (NADPH) activity
Source: RefSeq, a predicted model, not a curated record
UUAUCUUUGAUAAGGAAAUUUCGUCCUUUAAAUUGUCAUCUUUCUCCAAACUUUUGUUGACGUAAGUGAGCGAUUUUAGAAAUUCUCUGUUUGAUCUAUAGAAGGCAACCCUUGUGAUGGCCGAGGAAAGUAGUGAAAGAGAAAUUAUGAGAAGGAAAUUGAGUUACGGAGGAAGCAUUCCUUUGCUUGGACUUGGAACCUUCACUUAUCCUAUCGAUGGAGAUUCAAUGGAAGCUUCUAUAAUCAAGGCCAUCAAGAUUGGAUAUAGGCAUUUGGAUACUGCAAGUCUCUAUGGUUCAGAAGAAGCAGUUGGAAAAGCUAUAAAGAAAGCAAUUGCAAAUAAGAUUGUGAAGAGAGAAGAUAUUUUUGUUACUACUAAACUAUGGUGCAAUGAGCACCAUGAUCCACUUUCUGCACUUAACAGCUCUUUAAAGCGUCUUGGGUUGGAAUACGUGGAUAGUUACAUGAUCCAUUGGCUAGUGAAACUAAAGCCAUGGGCUUCCGAUAUGGUGCCCAAAGAAGACGAGUUCGAUGAAUUGGAUCUUGAGACAACAUGGAACCAUAUGGAGAAAUGUGUGGACUUAGGGUUAACUAAGACCAUUGGUGUCAGCAAUUUCUCUUCUAAAAAGCUCUUACAUUUGCUGGAUUUUGCUUCUUUACCUCCCGCCGUUAAUCAGGUAGAAAUGCACCUAAUGUGGAGGCAAAGGAAGCUGAGAGAGGUUUGCUCUUCAAAAAAUGUGCAUGUGACUGCAUAUUCGCCUCUUGGGAGUCCAUGGAAUCCAUAUGGCCUAAAGAAUUUGCUCCAACAUCCCAUUGUCCAUUCCAUUGCUUCCAAGCACGAAGCAACUCCAGCACAGGUUGCACUAAGGUGGAUAUUAUCAAUGGGAGCAAGUGCAGUAGUGAAGAGUUUCAAUGAAAGUAGAUUAGAGGAAAACAUGGCCUCUUUUGCUCUCAAAUUGGAUGAACAAGAUUUGCAAGAAAUUGACAAGUUGGAAGAAAAGAAGAUGGCUACUGGUGAAUUUCUGGUCAAUGCUACAACAAGCCAAUACAAAAACAUUCAAGAAUUGUGGGAUGGUGAAAUUUGAUUUUUUAUGUGGUUUUGUUUCCCCAAGCUCGAAUUAGCUAAUAAAUUCAUAUCAAAUUAGCUUGAAGGAUGGUUUUUUUUUACAA